This is a messenger RNA of Mya arenaria, 5512 nucleotides long. Its product is annotated as BTB/POZ domain-containing protein 7-like. The transcript is spliced from 8 exons. Lineage: Eukaryota; Metazoa; Mollusca; Bivalvia; Myida; Myidae. The record is from RefSeq and is a predicted model, not a curated record. Gene Ontology annotation, biological process: morphogenesis of a branching epithelium. The coding region runs from base 186 to 2684 and encodes 832 amino acids. Gene Ontology annotation, molecular function: protein binding.
AACAAAUUAAUGACUUCCUGUUUAUAGCAAUUUUGCUAGAAAUAAACAUGAAUCUCUUUAUUAUUUAAAAAAUAAAAUGCAUUAUGGCUUCCUCAAAUAGCUUAAUUAAAACAAAGCGAAUCUUAACUUCAUGUUAUGUAUGGCAGUAGCAAGGGAGGCAUGAACUUAUAUAACAAAAUAUAAAAAUGGGCACAAAUGCAUCAUUUCCGGAGGCCACCCAGUCCUGCGCUGGCUCUCCGACCAAGCUCCAGGGUCUAUCCCGUCUUACGCAGUCUUACACUGUCUCUGACUCUGACCUUUCUAACAGAGAUAAAAAGAAGAAAACAUCAAAAUUUGCCACACUGCGCAAAAAGCUAACAAGAGCAAGGAGGCACAGUAAAUCCCUCGACUAUGGAAAGGCAAUGAGAGACCUGGUUUCUUCAUGGUCAACUCAUGAUCUAGCAAGCCUGGUUCAGCAGUAUGAAUCUUUAGCCUCUUUGAAGGAACUAUGUAUUUCAUCUAAUAUAGCACGUUCUGCGGCCAGCACUUACGCACAAGAUCUUUCUCAUUUAUAUGAUUUCAAAUACUGCACAGAUAUAGAAAUUGUUUACAAAGGCGUGUGUUUCCCAGCACACAGAGCGUUACUUUGUGCAAGAAGUCCUUUUUUUCGAGAUAUUCUUUCUCGACAUCAUGACACAUACCCUAGAGUACCAAUCAAACUAAGGACACCGGGUGUAGAUGUAGUUCUUUUUUCUGCGUUAUUACAUUACUUGUAUUCAGAUAGUAUAAAUUUUGAAGAGCUAAGUGAAAACAGUCGUGUUGUAUUGACAAAACUGGCAACAGAGUUGGGCAUGCCUAAUCCUCUGUACCAGGACCUUAGAAACUUACUGGAGUCUGGAGAUUACAGUGAUUCGGUGCUUGUGUUUACCAGUGAGCCAGACAUGAAUGAGAGUUUCUCGUCGGAGACAGGAUCCUCAGAGGGUCUCAGUCGUGCCAACCUUGAGCUGCAGUGUCACAGAGCUGUUCUGGCUGCUCGCUCUCCUUUCUUUAGAAACUUGCUCAUAAGACGGGCACAAUGUGGAGAAGAUAAUGUUGAUCAUUCUCAGAAUUUUUGCACACGGAUAGUACUUGAUGAGUCUGUGAUUCCGAGGCGCUAUGCACGUGUUCUUUUGCAUGCCCUAUACCUGGACACCGUUGACCUGUCACUGAUAAUGCGGGGCAGUGCCAGUGUGUGCAGUUUGAGUGAGGUUCAGGCCAUUGUGGCCGGCCGGGGACAGAUGACUGCUGUUGAUGAGGCCAUGGAAAUCUACCAGAUAGGACAGUUCCUGGAUAUCCCAGCCAUCUCUCAAGGUUGUGAGGAUGUGAUGGUGGAGCAGUUAAGCGUUGAAAACCUGGUUAGUGUGUUAGCGUGGAGCGAGGAGCCACAUGGCUCCCCCUGGGUGCUCCGCCACGCUCUCCACUACCUGCGUGAAGAGUUCCUUCAGGUGGCUGCCUCUCCUGUCCUCUACGAACUCAGCAAGACGCAUCUUCUUGAGGCUCUCAGCUCCGAUCUUCUCCAGGCUGGAGAGCUGGAUGUGUUGGGAGCGGUGAUCCGCUGGGGGGAGCACCACCUUGUCCGCCGCAUUGAGAAACGAGAGCCAAACCUCCUGAGUCAUACAGCGCACAGUGUGAGCAGGAAGGGGGUGAAACGGCGGGACAUGAACGACGUAGAGCUCCGGGACAUCAUGGCCGAGGUGCUGCCCCUGGUACGCAUGGAUCAUGUGAUCCCAUACACAAGCGAGAUACUAACAGGAGCCAUCCGCCGGGGCCUUGUCAGUGUACCCCCAACACACAUGCUGACUGACGAGACGGGCCACACCGCUUCUGCUUGGGUCCCGGGCCGCAACAACGCGGUCUACACAAGGCCCCGGCUCUUCACCCCAUAUUAUGAGGAAGGCAAGAGCCUGUUAGAGGAACGGCAAAGCUGCGGACAGGGGGCGGGGCUGUCCCGGGUGCGGCCCCUCCACAUGUCCUCAAUCCCCGACACCCUCUACAUGGUGGAUGAUCCCCAGUACCUGCAUCACUUCCUGUCUGCCCAUCCCGUCCCUCUCCGACAUGUCGACAUUGUCUCGGGCACCAUCCCAGUGCCCAGUGCAGGAGUGUUGAAAAUGAUGGUUCAACGGGAACAAGAGCUGAAGUGCCUGCCAAUGGUUCAGCGGACGUUUGCUCAAGCCUACCUUGACCGGCGUGCUGUCAUGUACCAGCUGCAUCUUCGGGUUGUGCGGGAGUUCGGCUGGCCCGACUCCACUGUGGAGGUUCUGCAGAAUGUGCAGUAUUACUACAACAGGGAACCCCCGCCACAACGGGACCACCCAACAUACGCGGACCAGAGUUACCCUCCCUUGAAUCCGAGGCGACGCCCCAGUCCCCCACCUCGACAGGAAUGUCGACAUCGCUCCCAGUCUCGGCAAACCCAGCAUAUUACCCCAGCCUCAUCACCCACCAAACACUACAACCAGGGCCUUUGUGAGUUCAACUCUGGCAGCGAUGGCAGUGAAGAAGAUUUCUGUAGCGGAACAUUGACCAGCCAGCGCUCGGCUUUAUCAGAUACCAUGCCUGAUAUUGCCAUGGCAACUGCAUCUGCGUCCCAGCUUCAUCUUGGAGAGGAGAACCAGCCGGAUAUCGGUGACGGAGGAGCUGGUCGGCAUGGCAUGCUCUACAUCUGAGUAAAGUCACUGCUGGGACAUUGCAGUGGGAAAUUGCAGUCACAAGGUUUUGAUGAAUGAAACUGCCAUGGAACAGCCUGUGUGACAUAGUGUACAGCGAAACCACAGAUAUCCGUUUUAGCUGAUGUGUCGCAAUAUAACUGCGCAGUAAUUGUCACACAAGUGUUCAACUUGACCAUGGUGACCAUGGCGUGGACACUGCCCUGAUGCUACACUGAACAGCAAUUGUCACACAAGUGUUCAACUUGACCAUGGUGACCAUGGCAUGGACACUGCCCCAAGGCCACACUUAACAGCUGCACAGCAAUUGUCACACAAGUGUUUAACUUGACCAUUGUGACCAUGGGGCGGACACUGUCCCGAUGUUUCACUGAACAACUGUACAGCCAUUGUCACACGAGUGUUCAACAUGACCAUGACACGGACACUGUCCCGAUGCUUCACUUAGCAACUGCACAGUCUUUGUCACACAAGUGUUCAACUUGACCAUGGCUUAGACACUGCUCUGAUGUAUUACCAUGUGGCACAUCUACAAUGAAUUCAUCUACAUACAAACCAUAUGUAGACCUCUUGAUCUUUUCUACAGACGUUAAUUGUCUAUACAUAUUUCAUAUACUUAUAUUCAAGUAGUCCAUAAACUAUAUCUAAAUAUAUAUUAUAUAAUUUAUAUAUAAUUUGUUAAUUUAAAAGUUGUUCUAUUAAUGGCAGAUUUUAACCCGUAAUUUGUAAAGUACUUUUAAAGUAUGCAUAUCGUGAUAGUGCAAUAUUAUGAGAACAUAUAACUAUAAUAUAACUGAUAGAAUUGUAUAUAUGGUUUACAUGGGGUAUACCUCAAAGGCAUCUGUUCAUGUGCUAGGAUUUAAUCAUGGGACAACUAUUCUACCUACAAUAUAUUUGUGUUACUUUUAUGUUUUUGUUUAUUUCGGUUUGGGCCAGUAUUCAAUAUUUAUAAGUUUUAGCUAAAAAAAAAUAAAGGGUGCUGCACCCCGUCCUUUUUUUGGUAGCAUUCUUCUACCCUCAUGGAGAGCCAACAUUGGCACCCUCCUGCCCUCAUAGAAUUCAAUACUGACGACUUUCAAAUAUUUCUGUUGUUUUAAUUAAUGUUCAUAAUAUGAUUAAACUUAUUUGGCAGUUGACACCAAAUAUUACUUCAUUAAAACACAAUUCCUAACACAUAUGGUGAAAUUUAAAAUGUUCCCGAUACAAUAUGCCCUUUUCUCCCUUAACACCCUGUCCCUUCUUCAGCUCCCUGUUCUUUUUAAAACCUGGCUAAAACCCUAUUUUUUUAUUUUAAACUUUUCUUGCAGUUUCUUAUGCCAUUAUGACACUAUUAUUGACUAGUGAGCCAUUAAAUAUGAUCUUAUAUUCAUGGGCAGAAAGUCAUAUUGACCUUAUCUGCAACUCAGUUACUUAUAUCACACAUCAUAUUCAAAGGGUCACUAGUCAACAAGUGUUAUAUUAUAUGACAUUUUAUUUUUAAGAUGCGUUUUAUUCGCAAGUGUAAGAACUACAAUUAUUUCAUAUGCUUUUUUAGACACAUAAUGGAAGGGUAAAUUGAAUGCUUCAGUGUAAGAUCAGAAUUUAUUAUAUAUGCUUUCUGGUGGUUUAUAGAAGUUUACCAGUGAAAUAAAAAAGAUAUUUCACUGUAUCAACACCGAAAGUAGUUUUGAUAUUUUUUCCGGUGUUGCAAUUUAAGCCAGCUCUCACGUCUAAAUGAAAUGAAACACAAUUUCCAACAAGGUCAUUUCUGAAAUUUUGUUUUGUUUUCUUACAAUUUGGCAUGCUGUUCAGGAACAUCUUACAAUUUGCUGCCAUUUAUAUACUUUUUAGGCAUAUGAUUAAAAUAAAAAUUCUUACACUGUCCGGUCACAAUAUAUUUUACAUAGUGAACACCUAGUAAAUAUUUUACUCCAGUGUUUGGCCCCUCGUCAAAUAUAACUUUUGGUACUUGACCGAUGAAAUAUAUUAUGUUUUAACGCUGAAACAACCCAUUAUCCUAUAUAUAUAUAUAUAAACAAUACGAUACAUAAAAAAAAAAAAAUUGUCUUUGUAAAUGUUGAAUACUGACCCAGAUGCGUAAAUAUGUUUUUAGAACAUUGUUAUGUUCGAUGUGCAUUUGGGAUGCUGCAUUUUCUAACAUUGUAUCACUAUGGCCCCCUUUAAGGAUCUCAAAUCUUUAAGGCAGGUAUUCCAUGUGUCCACUCUCCUCUUCUGUUUUCUGCAUCCGUCGCCUGCAUCCCUAUUUAAAAACGGAAAUCAUGUUCCACAUGUCCGCAAAAAGAAUACAGAAAAUCUUUUUUAUAUACACACAUCACAUCUGAUUAUCAUUUCAAUCAGUUGAAUCAAUAUUUAUUUCAAUCAAUCACUUAGUAUUGUCAUUUAAUUUCCAAAGUAACAAUUGUUUUGUUUUUUACAUUUAUAGUUUCACCUGUUUGAUAUGUAAUCAUAAAAUAGGCUUCAUUAAAAUGUUCAAAUUAACAAAGAUUGUUUAAUAAGUUUCAUGACCCUUAUGUCUUUCUUUAUUAGGGGAUUUAACUGGAUUAAUUACAACUUUAGCCGACAGCAGACAUAGAAAGCUAACAGCGUGGACGUGGAAUACUGGCCUUACACUAAAUUCAACAGAAAUCAUGUGUUUCAUUAUAACCAUGUCACUGUGCCUUACAAAGUCACACACAUCAAUUAGUUUUGAUUAAUUAUUAUUAUUUAAAGUAUACAUGACUUGUUUUAACAAGCUUUUUGUUAAAAUGAAAUGACACUUACGGAUGAUUAUUGUGCAUUCUUAGCUUUAUCUGUGAAAGACAUAGAAAAAUAAACUGCUGAAAGAAAUA